CUGGAGACCGGGAAUCUCCUCCGCUCUACCUUCCCUCCUGCCUCCCCCCCGCGCCGUGAGGCAGCAGGAACAGCCAUCGCCGCGGAGCCUGAGGGAGGGCGGAUCAGCCUGGGAGGGUUCAUCCCGCUGUCUCUGAGGUGGCUCGUCCCGCUGCUCUCCACCAGUACAUGUUACCAUGGCGAUGACUGCAGGGACCACAACAUCCUUUCCCAUGAGCAACCACACCCGGGAGAGAGUCACAGUGGCCAAACUCACCCUGGAGAACUUCUACAGCAACCUCAUCAUCCAGCAUGAGGAGAGGGAGACCAGGCAGAAGAAGCUGGAAGUGGCUAUGGAAGAGGAAGGCCUUGCAGAUGAGGAGAAAAAGCUGCGCAGGUCCCAACACGCUCGCAAGGAAACAGAGUUUCUGAGGCUGAAGAGGACCAGACUUGGCCUGGAUGACUUUGAGUCUUUGAAAGUUAUAGGAAGAGGAGCAUUUGGGGAGGUACGCCUGGUUCAGAAGAAGGACACAGGUCAUAUUUAUGCAAUGAAGAUCCUACGAAAAGCAGAUAUGCUGGAGAAAGAGCAGGUGGCCCAUAUCCGAGCAGAAAGAGAUAUUUUGGUUGAAGCAGAUGGAGCCUGGGUAGUGAAAAUGUUUUACAGCUUUCAGGAUAAAAGGAAUCUUUAUCUGAUCAUGGAGUUCUUACCUGGAGGAGACAUGAUGACCUUGCUGAUGAAGAAAGACACCUUGUCAGAGGAGGAGACACAGUUCUACAUCUCUGAAACUGUGCUGGCCAUAGAUGCCAUUCACCAGCUGGGAUUUAUCCACAGGGAUAUUAAGCCAGACAACCUUCUGCUGGAUGCCAAGGGUCAUGUAAAGCUGUCUGAUUUUGGGCUCUGCACAGGUCUAAAGAAAGCUCACAGGACAGAGUUCUACAGGAACCUCACCCACAACCCACCAAGUGACUUCUCAUUUCAGAAUAUGAACUCCAAGAGGAAAGCAGAAACGUGGAAGAAGAACAGGCGACAGCUGGCCUAUUCCACUGUUGGAACCCCAGACUAUAUUGCACCAGAAGUGUUUAUGCAGACUGGGUACAACAAGCUGUGUGACUGGUGGUCUUUGGGAGUGAUUAUGUAUGAAAUGUUAAUAGGGUAUCCACCUUUCUGCUCAGAAACCCCACAGGAGACUUACAGGAAAGUCAUGAACUGGAAAGAAACGUUGGUAUUUCCUCCAGAGGUGCCCAUUUCGGACAAAGCCAAGGAUUUAAUCCUAAGGUUUUGUACUGACUCGGAAAACAGAAUUGGUAGCAACGGAGUAGAGGAAAUAAAAAGUCAUCCCUUUUUUGAAGGAGUAGACUGGGGACAUAUCAGGGAAAGACCAGCUGCAAUCCCGAUAGAAAUCAAAAGUAUUGAUGAUACUUCCAAUUUUGAUGAAUUCCCUGAGUCUGAUAUUUUACAGCCAGUGCCAAACACAACGGAGCCUGACUACAAAUCCAAAGACUGGGUUUUCCUCAAUUACACCUACAAGAGGUUUGAAGGGCUUACUCAGCGUGGCUCCAUCCCUUCCUACAUGAAAGCUGGGAAAUUGUGAGGCAGGACAUGAACCCCCAGAAGGAAUUGAAACCACAAACCUCAGGUAGUGCAUCACCAGACCCGCUUGGCGUUCGUUAUCAACACAUUGACUCUGGUGCGCAUCGACUUCACGUGGAAAUUCUACAGGAUUAGGAUUUCUGAGACUACUACAGGAAUUAGUUGGCAGUGCCAGCUGGCUUGGUUUUCAUUUUGCUUUGUUUUCUUUUUUCUUUUUUCUUUUUUUUUUUUUAAAUAUUUGAAUAUUUUUGUUAACUUUAUUAUACAAAGGUACUGGAAUAAAAGGAACGUGCAUCCCUUUUCCUGCACUGCCUAUGUGUGGAUAACGGUUAAUGCUGCCUCUCUGUACUGUGGCUUUGUUUGUACUGUAAACCAUCUAAUCCACCCAGGAGGGAAAACAUAUCAUUUGGUGCAGCGUUAUUGUUGGCCUGCUCACCUGCUGGGGUUUAGAUAUGCAGUAUGAAAAAAAAUAAAAUUGCCCACAUUUGCCAACUUCUCUGAGCUCGAGGGUUUUCCAUUUGUGGGCUGCAGAUACCCCAUGGAAUUAUUUUAAAUAGCAGUGUCCUGCUUCUGCUCUCAUUUUCCCCCCAGUCUAGGACUUUAUCAGCCCAUCAUCCCUUCCUUUUCCCACUGUGUGUGGCAGUGGGAUCUGUGGUCUGUGUAGGGGCAUUUCUGAUUUCGGUAGUGGUAUUUCUGAUGGAUAUUGCUGCUCAUGGUGGUGAUGCCUGCUGGCAGCUCCAGGAGAAUAGAGGAAUCUGAAUAGAAACGAGCAAGAUGUUGUUUAACAGAAGGGAAACAUUCUGAUAUACAAAGUUUUGAAGGGAUGGUGGAGUUUCUAGGACUGCAUUCCUGCCUCUGCUGUAUAGCACAUCAUCUUAGUGCUGCUCAUAAUUCAAGCACCCUUUUCUCUCUGUGCAAAAUGUACUCUAGAAAAGUGAUCAAAUUGGGGCUUUUUCUUUUUUUCUUCUCCCUAAGAAGUUCCAGGCAGAAGGAAUCCUUUUCUUUCCAGAAUGCCCUGGAGCAGCUUCUGCCCAACUAGAGGAAGUGGAGUGUCCCAGGAGGCUCAGACUCUCCAGUGGGCUCUGUCUCCUUGUAGUGUCUCCCUCUAAUUGUGGCCAUGGGAUGAACACCAGUGAAAGGCACCCUAAAACCUCUGCAGCCCCUUCAGAUUGAAGCACAGGAUGUUUGGGCAUCCAGUAGGAAAGACUUCAUUAGUCUGGCUUUUGCAGCAAUAUGAAAGUGACUGUUGGAAAGCCAAUAGAGAAAUACUUAUUGCUGUAUCAGCUGUUCUGAAGGACCUGUAUGCUUUGGAAACACACUGUGGGGGUUCAUCUGCUGCCUAAGAGACCAUUUACCAGCAAGAUUUCUGUGCAUCAGUGCCUUUCUGAUGUGCAGGUAGCCUUUCCUGAUCCAGCUAGGUUCCCUGAUCCAGCUGCUGGGUUCAUCCAGGGCUUCAGUGAUGUCUUUCCUCCAGUGUUUCGUCUCCCUUCAACCAUCUCAUAUCUGUUCUUUAUACAAAAAAAGCUUCAGUCUCCAGCUCAUCCACGAAGAGCAGCCAGUGCCUCAGGGCCCAGAGUUUACACAGGGUUAUAUUUGAACAUACCUAAGCUAAACUUUUGCCUCAGUGCUGGACCUAGGUGGGAACAGCUCAUGGAUCUCCCAGAUUUUCUUCCCAGACCUUGUGCUAAUUAACGCCCCUUUACUGCUCUUGGGACAAGGUCUCUCAGAAAUUCUCCAGUGUGCUGAAGCUCAACCUGUGGCCAUCCAAAGACUGUCCAAAAACAAUGACUUUCUUAAAUCCACCCUCCAGACUUCAUCCUGCCAGUGCCCCAACAGCUCCUGAGGCUUCUCAGGAAAGGAAAUGCCUUUUCAAAGGCCUUCAGUUCAAGGCAGAGGAGCUCAGGCAGAAAACACCCGAGAUGAAACUUGGCCCCAAAAGGACACUGCUAUUCAAAACAAUUUUUCUUGGGUUUCAUUUCCAGGCUCGUUCCUGGGGCACUGUGUGCACUGGAAUUGGAAUUCCUGCAAGCACCACCUUAAAAAAGCCCACACUGACCCUUUUAACAUGACCUAAAAACAAGUCUUUGCUUGGACUUGCUAUGACAAGUAUCAUGGAAACUGCAAAUGCUCAGUGAUACUGGUGAUCUGGUUUUUUUUCCUGUGGGGUUUGGGGAAGGGCAGAUAAAUACACAGUUUAAAGCUAUCUAUUAAACAACUAUGUCUGUACAUACUCACUGGUUUACAAACUCGGGCAAAAGCUCACCCCUCUAUUUGUAACACUCAAGGUAAUACUACUCAUUUAAAACUGCAGAUGAUUAAUCAUAUCAGUGCUCACAUAGGAGUUAUAUCCAUAGGGAAACAGCCUGCAGCCUAUCUAGCAUAAACUCCUGUAUUGUGGUAGUUGAUUUUUUUAAUUAUUUUUUUUUAAACAUAGCAUUAUUUUAAUCAGUAAGUCAAGUUAAACAAUAUUAACUGCUGCUUUUAGGAUGAUAGGGGUUUGGUUUUUUUAAAGGUGAAACUGUGACACUAUAAUGGAUUAAAGAGAACAGCAGGUUAUUGUACACUGGCUUUCAAGAAAAAGUGGAAGUACAACAUAUCCUUUGUUAUUUUUGUCUGAUUCCUUUGGAUGGUUGUGUGUUUUCCUUUGGUGAAGUUUGUCACUGUGCCAUUUAUUUUUCUUAUUCUUGGAGUACCAAAGAUCCUGAAAUGGCUUGAUGAUUGCAACCAUGUGAAAAUUUAUUUUCUGGGAGUCUGUUUUUGUUAAACUUUUGUUAAAACGUGGAAUUGUUGUAUGCAAAUCGUUAGCAGAGCUUUGCUGGGAAGUUUAACCUAUUCCAGCAGGGAAAACUUGAGUGCAUCGAUGGAGGUGAAGAGCCUGGAUCUGAAUUCCCUGGAACUGGGGAGGAAGCUUGGAUUGGGAGCUGCAGCUGCGGUUUUGCACUUCGUGCCAUCUCCAACCAGCGGGAGUGAGUGGCCUUAGGUACAGGACAUCAGCAAGGCUUGUUUGGAGUGCAGAAGGAGUUUACAAAAGGAAAACUUGCCAGCAUUCAGAAAUCCAGUGUUGCACUGUUGAAUUUGCCUUGCUGGAGAGUUACAUAAGUGUUCUUUUUAUAGGUCAGUUGUUAAACACCUGAGCCGUUGGAUUCAGUAUGGAAAACAGCCCCGGAGGGGGGAAGUUCCCCAGAGGGCAGGGAUGUGGCGUCUCCUUCCCAAGAGGGGACAAUCCCCCUGUGCCACAGCCAGCAGGGAAUGCUGCAGUUUAGCCAGUGAAUGCUUAGGAAGUGCUCUCACUUGCUCAGUCCCACAGGCAUUGUAACACACUGUACCUUGUCCUUCCAGCACGGGAUCUCACAGCAACUCGUCCUCGGAGUCGAAAUGGCAACUGCUCUAUUUUUCCUAGACUGUUUCAUUAGCUGUGGUUGGGAAAGUUACAUAGAAGCAUUAUAAAAAUUUAUAUGAGGCUUUUUACAGCAUUUGAAAAUAAAAGUAGCAUUCUUUUUGUAAA
Corapipo altera (White-ruffed manakin) is the source of this 5074-nucleotide messenger RNA. RefSeq names its product serine/threonine kinase 38 like (gene STK38L). Bases 176 to 1570 code for a protein of 464 amino acids. The record is from RefSeq and is a predicted model, not a curated record. Gene Ontology annotation, biological process: peptidyl-serine phosphorylation; intracellular signal transduction. The transcript is spliced from 14 exons. Gene Ontology annotation, molecular function: ATP binding; protein serine/threonine kinase activity. NCBI's taxonomy places the organism in Eukaryota, Metazoa, Chordata, Aves, Passeriformes, Pipridae.